GGCGCAACCGUCUUUUCGAUCACGUUGCGAAACCAUCAUGGCGCCUUCUAGAUAUUGUAAUACGACUGCAAUGCGUUGAUAAAAUUCCGGCAAUUGCACAAAAAUUACGAUCAAACUCAAAAUUGAAAAGUAAGAAUAAUAUCACUCUCGAUCGACCGCACACGCCACAAGAUUACGUAACAUACACUUUAACAGCUGCACAAUGCCGGUGGUACCUGGAGGGGCCUAUCAACAAGGACCGACUUGUUUCGAUAGAAUGAAAUUAGGUUUCACAAUUGGAUUUUGCGUAGGAAUGGCCUCUGGUGCGCUUUUCGGAGGAUUUUCUGCUCUUAGAUACGGAUUAAGAGGAAGAGAAUUGUUAAACAGCGUCGGCAAGGUAAUGCUUCAAGGUGGCGGCACAUUUGGCACAUUCAUGGCUAUCGGAACAGGGAUACGAUGCUAGUACACGAGCAACGUGAACGGAGCUAUGUUAUUGAGUAUCUCGCAGUCUAUCUUUUUCGUUGUACUGUUUGUAUUGUAAGCGCGAGUCAUUAAGUUUUUAAUAAAAAUAGAAUUAAGGA
This is a messenger RNA of Trachymyrmex cornetzi, 560 nucleotides long. RefSeq names its product reactive oxygen species modulator 1. The transcript is spliced from 3 exons. Gene Ontology annotation, cellular component: TIM23 mitochondrial import inner membrane translocase complex. NCBI's taxonomy places the organism in Eukaryota, Metazoa, Arthropoda, Insecta, Hymenoptera, Formicidae. The coding region runs from base 203 to 442 and encodes 79 amino acids. The record is from RefSeq and is a predicted model, not a curated record. Gene Ontology annotation, biological process: protein insertion into mitochondrial inner membrane; protein import into mitochondrial matrix.